Molecule: messenger RNA, 957 nt
Organism: Adineta ricciae
Lineage: Eukaryota; Metazoa; Rotifera; Eurotatoria; Adinetida; Adinetidae
Source: the annotation of a GenBank genome assembly
AUGUCCACGAAUAAUACCACAGAAGUGAUAGGCAAAAAAUUAUCAAUAGAAGUUCUCAUUGUUUCUUAUUUUUCACUGACUUUGGUGAUUAUCGGCACAUCACUCAACUCAUUAACCUUUAUCAUUCUUUGUCGUGCAAGAUUUCGAAAUACGAAAGUAAGGCCAGUUCUUCAUUAUAUGCGCACCAUUGCCGUUUUUGACAUUCUCAUGUUAUACGGAUGGAACUUUGACAAUUAUGUUUAUCCAAUUUAUGGUUUUUUCCUUCAAAGAACUUCUAUCGGUACGUGCAAAUUCCUUUCGUUCCUCAACUAUUUUGCAUCCCAAUCAUCAGCUUGGUUUCGCAUAUUUAUCUGUCUCGAUCGAUACUUAACAUUAAGUCAACUUCACCGAACAUGGUUCAGCUAUUCCAAACAUGUCUUCAUCGUUAUUGCAAGUAUUUUGACAUUUUUCUUUCUUCUCAAUCUACAUAUUAUCAUCUUCGCUUGCUACUAUAAUCCAAAUGGUACAGUGAACAUUAACUCAUCACUAUUUACACUCUAUCCCACUUGGAAUUACGUUAAACUGGCGUUUUACAAUCUCUUGCCAUUGACAUUGAUGAUGGCACUGAACAGUAGUGUCAUCUAUCAUCUCCGAAUGCUGCAACGCACAACGACUUUACAAAAUUCACGUAUUCAACAUCGAUCUAUCACUAUUACAUUAGUCAGUACUACAGUUCUCUUUUUCAUCAUGACAACACCAGCAGCUAUUGGAUUUACAUUUUUUUCGGAUAGUAACCGAACCAUUCUUCGAUCUACAGAUUGCAUAUCGUAUGGAUAUCAUAUAUUGUCAUUUCCAUUGUAUAUGAUUACAUUUGAUGAAUUUCGCCAAGAAUUCUUUGCAAUGAUUAUGUGUAAGAGAAAUAAUCAGAGAGUUGCAGUAGUAAAGAUGACUACAAAGCAAGUGAAUAACACAAAAUAG